UCUAUUGAUUUGUAUGAUGACUGUGUAAUGAGUUUGCAAGUCCAUAAAGUAAAGUGACACAGAGAGAUUUGUUAACGGGGGGUUCGAUUAACCUACAUCCCCGAGACCUAGUCCAGAAACCAUUCACUAGAAAAGUCCGCAACCUACCAUUGCUAUAUGGCAUCCACCACUCUUUUCUAGAAUUACAAUGAAAGAAGAACUACUACUCAUUGUCUUUUCUGACAAGUAUAGGUCUUCAACUGAUACAGGAAAAGAGAUAAGAAGAGUAGCACGUGUGGCACGUGAGAAGGAGAGGAGUUUCUGGACACGUGGGAGAAGUUUAUUGGUCGAAAAUGUUUGUUAGAUGGAGAAAGAGCUGAAGCAUAUAAGAGAGAAGCGAAGAACAUUUGCGGAAUUGCCCAGAAAAAUAUCAAUUUGUGUGAUCUUCUUCUUGUUCAAUUCUCUCUGUAAACUCUUUAAGUUUGUUGUUCCAUUGUUGUUAGAGCUGAUUCUUCUUCUAAGUUCUAUCACUUGGAAUUUGGAUUCUCGUUUCAUGAACGACGAUUCAAUUUAGUGUUGUUGAUUUAGAUUUUCAUUUGAGUUACAGUUUUCCUGUAACAAAGGUAUCAGAGCUAAACGACCUCGGAAUCCAUGGCGGACUCUAGAUCGCGGUUUGAACAAGUGAUUGCGGAACAAAAUGAAAAGAUUGACAAAAAUAUGACGGAACUGUUGAAAGCAAUUAGAAGCAUCUCCGAUAAGGUGAAUAACACAUCAUCGCGUGGUCUUCAACAUCGACAAUCAUAUCCGACGGCUUCGGAGACUUCAGAAACGGUGUCUCCGUCACCGGAAGUGGUUCGUGGUCACAACUCUGGUAUGAAUUCAAACUACUCAGCUGUUACUUGUUUAUCAAAGCUGGAUUUUCAUAGAUUUAGUGGAGAAAGGGUUAGAGAAUGGUUGUUUGAGAUGGAACAAUUCUUUUCUCUUGAUUUUACUCCGGAGGUGUUGAAAGUAAGGAUUGCAUCGAGUCAUCUAGAGGGAGUUGCAGCAAAGUGGCACCAAUCGUUGUUUGAAUCUGAUUUUGGGGUUAAAUUGUUGAGUGAUUGGGGAAGGUAUAAGCUACUGUUGCAGAAACGUUUUGCUGAAAUGGUGGAUGAUCCAAUUGCAGAACUGAACCAAUUACAAGAAAUAGAUGGGAUUGAUGAGUAUCAUACUCGUUUUGAGUCUAUACGCACUAGACUGAACUUAUCAGAAGAAUCUUUGGUUAGUGUAUAUUUGAGAGGAUUGCAGAUGGAUACUCAGAUAAAUGUUAGAAUGUUUCAACCUCAUUCAAUCCGUCAAUGUUUGAUGUUAGGGAGGUUAUAUGAGCGGUCUCAUCCCAAGAAAAACAAUCUGAACAAUAGGUAUGUUGCUAAAUGGAGUGGAAGUAGCAUUCAGUCUAAAGGAAUUUUAUCACCUAAACCGGAGCUUGUUCAUAAAACAGUUCUUCCUUCUACUAUAGAAAAACAAGUGGAUACUAUAGCUCAGCCUCACAAAAAAGCUUGUGGUGAAUCAGAAGAAGUUCAGGUGGAGAAGGUAGUUAUAGCUCAUAUUUUGGUUAAUGCAAUUUCAGGAGCCUAUGAUUGUAGAACAAUGAGGGUAAAGGGAUCUUAUGGGAAGCAAGUAUUGUAUAUACUCAUUGAAUCAGGUUCUACACAUAAUUUCAUGGAUUCUAAGGUAGCUGAGAAGUUGAAAUGUGUUCUAAAACCUGCAAGUAUGGCUCAAGUUUCAGUAAAUGAUGGCAAAUUGUUGAAGGUUGAUGCUAGUAUAGAUAAGUUUCAAUGGGAAUUUAGAGGUACAAAAUUUCAGACUGAUCUUAUGGUACUUCCAUGGGGUGGGUGUGAUAUGGUGUUAGGCAAGCAAUGGUUAGAUACUUUGGAGUCCAUAACUUGUGACUUGGAGAAGUUAAUGAUGCAGUUUCGUAUUGGACAUAGAAAAGUUCUUCUUCAGGGUAUUAGGCAAGGUUCUGUCAGAGACAUGAAAGCUAUAAAGCUUAAUAAGCUAAGGGAAGAUCAACUUCAACUUUCCAUGAUAGAUGGUCCUGAAGUUCCUGCUGGGGAACUGAUGUUAGUAUGCUCUUUGGAAGCUAAACAUCAAUCUGACCAAACAAAGUCUGAAGAGGAGCACAUGGUUCAGCAAGAGCAUUCUGUCGAUAGAAAGAAACUGCAACAUGAGCUGGUUGGUGAGACUGAUUUUACAGUAGAAGUGGUGGAUUGGUAUGAGCGAUCACCAAGUGUGAAGAAAGAAGAACCGGCUUGUGUAAAUAUCAAUGAAUUCAUUUCAUUCUCUCAGGUUAUCUUUAGUGUGAUGGUGUUUCACGUGUGGUAUAAACGGAAGUUUAAACACCUACAAGCAGUUUUAGAGGGUCGUGAUGCAUUGAUACUACAACAGUCUCUGCUUGAUAAUGAGGGGUUCCAGAUCAAGCACAAGUGGCCAUUUAAACUCUUGUCGUCAAUCUUAGAGCUGGAAUUAUACUUGGACAGGCUCGUCCCUAACUAUGCACCACAGUUUCAUAGCUUAAGACUGAUCAUUCUUAUGAGUAUGGGGUUGUUUACAAAGCUAAGAAGCUAACUGCUUCCUUCGGCGUGGAAAUGGAGUGUAGAACACUUGUUCCUUGCAAAUCAGAGGAAAAACGGCGUAGCAAACCAACCCAGAAAAUUACAAAAUUUGGUGGGAAUAUCAACAACAGUCAUCCAAAGCCACAGGAAAAAACGGAUCACGAUUUGGAGUUUCGGUUUGAGAGUUACGUCCAAUUUCCUAAGACAGAUCCAGACUGGUACGACCUGCGAGUAUCCAACUUUGAGAGCAAUUUCCCAUUCAACCACAAGGAACCAGAAGUAUAUCUCUAUAUCCUUGGAAAGAUGUUGUUCUCAAGUUUUCAGAACAUCUUUCAAAGCUAAAAUCUGAAGUCUGUAGCAACAUAAACGAAGAGGAAAGUAUCCACCAGAAGACAGAGCCAUAUUCAUAAAAAACUGUUGUCUGAUCUCUUCUCAAAUAUCAACGGCAGCUGUAAAAGCCAUAAACCACAUUAUGAGACCUUUUCUUUUGAGCAUCUCUUCUUCUUCUUACGGCAUGAACUAUUGAUGGUUGCAUCAAGACCAAAAAUCUCUUUCUCUAUUCUUUGAACAUGAACAAGAGCAUUAACAAGAUCAUCACCAUUUAGAAACAAUACUCCCAUAACUAUCCAUAACACCAUUGUUGCUUUAAGUUCCACUCACCAGAGAUUUAAUCACCACUUUCACAUCAAACAACACAACAAAGACUCCAUAGCAGUAGUUCUUUAAUGGCUGAACGAUCGCACCUACAAGGAAUCUUAAUUCCUCUUUGCUUUGCUUUGGAUCGUCUAUAAGAAGCUGCCUGUGGUUAGCAACAAUCUUCUCCCCCUUGUUGACUGUGUGAUUCAACUAAGGAUAUAUCCAAACCAUGAAUCACAUAAUCAACACAUCACACACUGAAUUCAUUUAAGCUUAUAACAUCCACAACUUUGACUCUGAAAAUAAUAUCACAGGCAUCUCGCUCCUGUCUCUAAUUCCAAGACCAAAAGAAGGCUCCCUUUGAGAUCUUUUUUCAAAAAAAAUGCAAAUUCACACUAUAGCGCCAAACUCCAGCCAAGAAAACAGUCCUCAGCAAUCUGAAAAUAACUUCACAAUAUCCACAGCAGAUUUAUUUCCAUUACGAAGAAAAUUUCACUUUCAUCACCACACCUUCAGAUAAGUCUUCUUUCCCCACUUCUACACAAUCAACUUUCUUCUACUCACUGUUGAGUCUUGAUACCUAGUUGAUUGUGAUUUCCUGACCUAGGAACAUUAAAAAACUUCUGUUUCUUUUUCCAAACAUGAGGUCUUGAACUAAGCUUCUUCUCCUGCCUUGAUGCAGAGCAUAAACGAGAUAAUAGAACAGCCCAGAAAAAAACCAAAAUGUUGUGAGAUGAUCAAGGGCAGCAAUAUGAAGCCACAGGUGAAAGCAGAUCAUGGUUCGGGUUUACGGUUUAGAAGUUAUGACCAAAUCUCCAAAACAUAUCCAGAAAGAUACAACCUGCGAUGAGCCAACUUUGAAGGCAGAUUCCCAUCAAACAACAAGGAACUAGAAAGAGAUCUCUAUAUCAUUGGAAAGAUCUCGCAGUAACCUUUCCAGAACAACUUUCAAAGUUAAAAUCUGAAAUCAAUAGACAUAGAAAAGAUCUGAGACAGAGUAAUAUCCAUGAAGCCCAACAUCUUAAAACAAUCGAAGGCAGUAGAUGGAGAUAAUACAAAGCUUCUCAAAUAUAAUUUUCAGCCACGGACAAAACACCACACUUUGCAACAGACUAUCCUCAGCUUCAUUGCUUUCCCUUCCCGAUUAAAGUCAGACAAACAUGAAACCUCUUGUCGAAUUAGACUCACUUUCUUUCUAUUCAAAUCGGAGAAAAAUAACAUGAGGGUGUGUUAUUAGCUCUUUUCUCUAAAUUUCCCAACAAGAGUAACACUUGUGAUUGCACAGAACCAAUGAAACAGACAUUGAAUCCUCUGCGGCGCUAUCGGUGAGUGUGAGAUGAACGACUUCUUCUCUUACCCAAAAUCAAAGUUAACAACAGCACUUUGUCUCUCUCUUCACCUUCAGAGACGCAGAACUAGGACUCACCCCAGAUUCUGGUCAUCAACUAUGAAUCCAGUGACAUCUUCUUUGCCUGCAACUCUCUUUAGAAAACAACAGAGCUCACAAAGAUUCGUCGAUCAUCACUUCUUCUAUUCACUUAGAUCUUUAAUUUCACAAGACUGAGAGAAUUCAAUCUCUCAAAAUAACUCAAUCUAACUCAGAAACUGAAACACCUUUUCUGGCAUAAUUCUCUCUAUCAGCAGAACUAACGAAGAAGAAGACUCUGAUGCACACAUGUCCAAAACGACCCAAAGAAAAACCUCUUUUUCUUUAAUGGAUGUUCUAAAUAAUUCACAUACUCCAUAGUUGGCUUUUAUGGGCCUGAAACGAUUCAUAACACAUAGGUCAAAAGUUUAAACCUGGCCCAUGUCGAAAACUCAUCUUGCUUCAAACUCUUAAUUUCUUCGACGACAAGGAGCUUCCCGUAGACGUCCCUAAGAAUUCCGGUGGACAGUCUAAACUGACAACUCCAACGACUUGACAUCAAUUCAAUCAUCCUCAUCUUUCUCUGUUUCUCUUGGUUUCUUCAAUUCAACCAAACUUAAGAGACUCUGAAUUUUCUUCUCAAACAACACAAAGCUUCUCUUCUCUCUUAUCUAGCAACACAUCCAAGGUCUAACCUGUUAGAGAUAGUAAUCUCAGAUUGGUUUCCCGCUCUGAUACCAAUUGUAAAAACAUAUAUGUGCUAGAUCUAUUGAUUUGUAUGAGGGAAAAGGGCAUUGCAAACGUUUUGUUUUCUUCGAAAAAAAAUUGUGGAACAUCCACACACUGGGGAUUCGAACCCACAACCUCUUCCAUGUUUAGCAUAAGACUUAACCAAUUUA
Molecule: messenger RNA, 5474 nt
Organism: Camelina sativa (false flax)
Lineage: Eukaryota; Viridiplantae; Streptophyta; Magnoliopsida; Brassicales; Brassicaceae
Source: RefSeq, a predicted model, not a curated record